CCCCAGACGACCUUCCCAACAUGGCGGGGAACGGCACUUCUACGUCACUUCCGGCAGCGCGUCGAAUAUAAGCGGCAGGAUUUCCGCUUUCGAUCCUUUCCGGCGGUGACGGCCUCCCCACGAGAACAUGCCUCUCGCCAAGGACCUCCUUCACCCCUCGCCGGAGGAGGAGAAGCGGAAGCACAAGAAGAAGCGGCUGGUGCAGAGCCCCAACUCCUACUUCAUGGACGUCAAGUGCCCAGGAUGCUAUAAGAUCACCACCGUCUUCAGCCACGCACAGACCGUGGUGUUGUGUGUCGGCUGCUCCACUGUCCUCUGCCAGCCUACAGGAGGGAAAGCCAGGCUUACAGAAGGAUGCUCCUUCAGACGGAAGCAGCACUAAAAGCUCCCUGAAUCGGAUGAACGGGAAACCAUCCCAAUAAACACAUUUUGGAUA
Sorex fumeus (smoky shrew) is the source of this 436-nucleotide messenger RNA. RefSeq names its product ribosomal protein S27 (gene RPS27). Gene Ontology annotation, cellular component: cytosolic small ribosomal subunit; ribosome. The coding region runs from base 128 to 382 and encodes 84 amino acids. Lineage: Eukaryota; Metazoa; Chordata; Mammalia; Eulipotyphla; Soricidae. Gene Ontology annotation, molecular function: RNA binding; structural constituent of ribosome. The record is from RefSeq and is a predicted model, not a curated record. Gene Ontology annotation, biological process: ribosomal small subunit assembly; translation. The transcript is spliced from 4 exons.